This is a messenger RNA of Plasmodium gonderi, 1437 nucleotides long. RefSeq names its product spliceosome-associated protein 49. Gene Ontology annotation, cellular component: nucleolus; U12-type spliceosomal complex. Gene Ontology annotation, biological process: positive regulation of mRNA splicing, via spliceosome. The record is from RefSeq and is a predicted model, not a curated record. NCBI's taxonomy places the organism in Eukaryota, Apicomplexa, Aconoidasida, Haemosporida, Plasmodiidae. The transcript is spliced from 3 exons. Bases 1 to 1437 code for a protein of 478 amino acids. Gene Ontology annotation, molecular function: RNA binding.
AUGUUCGCUCCUCAUAAGAGCCAGGAGAUUAGUCACAUCUAUGAACGAAAUAAUGAAGCAACACUUUAUAUAGCCAACUUAGAUGCCCAAGUGGACGAAGAAAUUUUGUGCGAACUUUUUAUGCAAUGUGGUAACGUAAAAAAUGUUCACAUUCCACGGGAUAAAAUAAAUGGAUUCCAUGCUGGGUACGGAUUUGUGGAGUAUGAGUACGAAUACGAGUGUGAAUAUGCAGGAAAGGUUCUGAAUAUGACAAAACUAUUUGGAAAACCCCUCAGAUGUAACAAGGCAUCGCAAGAUAAAAGAUCAUUCGAUGUAGGGGCAAAUUUAUUUAUUGGAAAUUUGGAUGAAGAAGUAGACGAAAAAAUGCUAUUCGAUAUUUUUUCAUCAUUUGGACAAGUUGUAACUGUUAGAAUAAUCAGAAACGAAGAUGAUACAUCAAAGGGUCAUGGGUUCAUAUCCUAUGACAACUUUGAGUCAAGUGAUAUGGCAAUAGAAAAUAUGAACAAUCAAUUUAUCUGUAAUAAAAAGAUACAUAUAUCAUAUGCGUUUAAAAAAGAUUCAAAGGGGGAGAGACAUGGAACUGCAGCAGAAAGAUUCAUAGCAGCUAAUAAAUCCCUAAGUUUAUAUUCAGGAAAUGAAAAUUCAAAUCAUGUAAUGCCAUAUAAUUCAUCCAAUUUAGAUAAGACAAAUACUAGUAAAAAUAAUAACAAUAUUACAUCAUUAAAUGGAGAUACGAAUUUAUUUUUAAAUUCUCCUUUAACUUCAUCUAACGCUAUAAAUAAACUGCCAAACGAUUCACUUCCACCAAUUAUGAAUUCCUACUUACCGACAAAUAUGCCACCAACAAUUUCAUCCAAUUUCAUGCAUCAACAUAUGAAUAUGCGACCAAAUGGUUCUUUUAUGAUGCCACAGAAAAUGGGGAAUAGAAUGAUGGGCAUGUUGCCACUAAACAUGCCACUAAAUAUGCCACCAAAUAUGCCUCGAAAUAUGCCACCAAAUAUGCCACCAAAUAUGCCACCAAAUAUGCCACCAAAUAUGCCUCCAAAUAUGCUGCCAAACAUGCCACCAAACAUGCCGCCAAUUAUGCCUCCAAUUAUGCCGCCAAAUAUGCCGCCAGUUAUGCCACCAAAUAUGCCGCCAGUUAUGCCGCCAGUUAUGCCACCAAAUAUGCCGCCAGUUAUGCCACCAAAUAUGCCGCCAAACAUUCCCUUAAACAUCCCCCCCAAUUUUCCCACCAAUUUUCCACCAAACUUUUCGCCAAAUUUCCCACCUAAUAUGCCUCCUAGUAUGCCAAUGAAUUUCCCGCCAAAUUUCCCCCCCAACUUGCCACCUAACCAACAGUCCAAUAUGCACUUCAAAGGUCCUUUGAAUACAUCAUCAAAUGCUGAACCAAAUCAAAAUGGCAUAACAGAACAAAAUGCAGUUGUAGACAAUUAA